AGGAGGAGAGAGGGAGAGAGAGAGAGAGGGAGAGCAAACGGAGGGAGGAGGGAGGGGGAAACGGCGUAUGCUUGUAUACAAGCCUGAUUUCCAUUUUUUUUCCCCCAACUCGUAAUGUAUUUAAUUCAAGUGAAACGUAAUCAUGACGUGUCGUGUCAUUAAUCUCCUCGCCGCCUCUCCCAGGAUGGAUUCUCCGCCAGAGUGUGUGUUGUCUCUUUCUUGUGAGCAGGCCCAGUCUCCCCCGACGCUGCCGUCCCUGGACCACAGCCCCCGGGCGUCCUCUCCUCUUACCGAGCUCUCGCUACCCGACAGUCCCGCUGCGCUGCCCGUUCACAGCCCCGCCCCUUCCCCCCAGAGCCCGGACGCCACGCCUUACUUCCCCCUCUCUCUCUUCCCCCUCCUCGAGGACAACGGCGACGACACCCUCGGCGAAGGCGACGACGACGAGGACGGGCUAGAUGCAGUCCCUCCGUCCCCGACCCCGGCGGUGGCUCUGUUUCCGGGGGGAAGGGGGCAAGAAGCCGGGUGCAGCCCUUGCUUGGACUCCUCGCCGCCCGCCACGCCAUCAGCGCCGCUCCUCGGGUUCGGAGCCCUGGAGCUGGCCCUCUCGUCCGGGCAGAGUGGAAACUGCAACGAUGAGCUAGACCUGCAGCUGUUCCAGAAAGAUACCGUUACCAGGGCGAUACCUGGAGUGGGAGGGGCUUCCCCAGGGCCUGCACUCAGGUUCCCCUGUCAUGUGUGCGGAAAGAGAUUCAGAUUCCAAAGCAUUUUAUCUCUCCAUGCCCGAGCUCACAGUCUGGACCGGGACCGCCGAGCCUCGGCCCUGUACCGGACUGGACCCCCUGCAGCACCCCUAAAGCAGAACCUCAAAGUCCAACAGAACCACAAAGACUUCCAGAAUCACCGAAGUCACCUGAACCAGCGCAUACUGCCGGGGACACUCAUCCAGCAUCUUACAGAAGAAGAUGUUGAGGUCAAAGGUCUAGAUGACGGCCUACAGACAGACCCGAACCCAAACUUCUUACUCGAUGACAGCACUCCAUUGACCCCUCCCCUUACAGAAGAUCCUGUAUCCGUAACUCCUCCCUACUCUUUGACCAUCGGCGAGGGUGGGUCUGCUUCUACGGCGCCUGCGUUUCGCUGCCAUGCCUGCAAAGGAAAAUUCCGCACGGCUUCGGAGUUGGCGCGCCAUGUUCGCAUUCUCCACAACCCGUACAAGUGCACCCUUUGUCCCUUCUCUGCCAGCCAAGAAGAGAGCCUGGCUGCUCACUUGCAGGAGUUCCACCCUCCCCCCGAGGUACCUGCUCUGCCACCGGCCUUCAAUUCCAGGCUGGUCAUUGCAACCCCUGACACUCCCGUGCCCACCCCGACCCACACCCCGGCCCCGAGUACCCCCCAGGUGACUGCGGCAGCCAGAGCGGCUGCGUCGCCCACAUUGCCGGCAUUCCGCUGUGAGACUUGUGGACAGCGGUUUACCCAAUCCUGGUUCCUCAAGGGACACAUGCGGAAGCACAAGGACUCCUUGGACCAUAAGUGCCAGGUGUGCGGCCGUGGUUUUAAAGAGCCGUGGUUCCUCAAGAACCACAUGAAAGUACACCUCAACAAGCUCGGGCUGAAGGCCGGGCUGGGAACUCUCGGGGGACCGGGAGGUUCAGAGCAGCAGGGCAAAGGCUCCGCUAGUAAUCAGUCUCUCAACGCCCUCUAUUCAAGCCUCCUGCUGGCCCAGCAAAGAGGUGGUAGAGGUGGACAAGGAAGAUCAGAUAGGGAAACUGGGGGCCGAAUGGGGAUGGGCUCGAGCAAGUCUGCCAUCCUGGGAUACCUCGGGUUGCCCAGUGACGGCGGCGGGGCUAGCUGCAUGGAGAGACUUCAAGCAGUGGCUCAGGUGGCAGAGAUGGGAAACGGCGGCGGUGGAGGCGGCUUCGGGGGCUCAGUAGUAGGGGACCCAGGAAGAGGAGGGGGAGCCGCCAGAGGAGGCAGCGCCGGUGAAACUCCUGCAUCCGUUCCAGAAGGAGGUGACCAGGCGACUUGGUGGCAGCUGGUGGCUCGCAGCCUGGCGGUAGCUCAACAGCAGCAGCAACAGCAGCAGCAGCAGCAGCAGCAGCAGCAGCAGAGGCCCCAACAGCGAAGCCAGCAACAAAGCCAGCGAGGCCAAGGGCGGAGCUCCGCCAUCACAGAGGCCGACCAAGUCAGGGCCUACCUCGGAGGCCUGGAACCAAGAGAAGAGUCAGGCGGAGCUGGGGGGCCGUGGGAAUGCCCCGACUGCGGAAAGCUGUUCCGCAGCUUGCAGCAGGUGGUAGUCCAUGCUCGCGUUCACACUCAGCGGCCCCAGAAAGGAGGAGGAGGAGGAGGAGGAGGCGGCGGUGAAGAGGAAGGAAGUGGAAGCCGUAGAAGAGGUGGACUCGGAAGAGGAGGAGGAGGAGGAGGCGGUGGCGGCGAACUUAAACAGGAAUCUCAGCCACACAGCGGUGAAUCCCAGCAAGCAGGAGAAGGGAGACAGGAGUCCAAACUGCACAGCGGCGGAGCACAACAAGCGGGGGCAGCUUCGGGGUUUCACUCCGCCAUCUCCGGCUACAAAGGAGAAAAUGGGCUGACAGCAGUCUCCUCCAUACCUUCGGUUCCCAACAGGGAGCGAGUGCGCGGUAGAGGGAUAAAAGACUGCCCCUACUGUGGUAAAGCCUUCCGCUCUUCACACCAUCUCAAAGUGCACCUGAGAGUUCACACAGGUGAGAGACCCUACAAAUGUCCCCAUUGUGACUAUGCGGGUACCCAGUCGGGCUCGCUGAAGUACCACCUGCAGCGGCACCACAGGGAGCAACGCAACGCCUUGUCGGCCUCCUCCAUUUCCUCCUCCGGUGGUCUCGCCCCCACCAUCAACAGUCUGACCUCUGGAAGCUCCGGGCUGGCUAAGCAGCGCCGGUCCCAGCCAAACCACUGCCCCGUCAACCGAGGCCCCGCCGAAACCCCCGCAUCUCGGCCCGGCCAGCAGUCCUGGCUCCUGGGGUUUCCAGACCAGCGGGAGCAUCGCAAGACUCUGGCGGCUCUGAGGGAUGUCGACUUGGAGACCCAGUACAGGUAUUUGUCCGGGGUGAUGGGGGCCCUUUACCAAGGUGGAAUGGAAGGAGGCUGGAUCAGGGAGUCUCCUCCGCCCAAGGCCCCUAAAGUGUCCCGCCGUAAGCCCCUCACUACCAGCCGAAUGGUUCAACCGCCGAGUGACAAGGAAGGGCCUGCGGCUUCGACUCAAGAAGGCGGUUUUGAACCCCUGGAUCUGUCUCGCCGCCCCUCACCUGGCCUCGGAAGCAUGGAGGAGGAUGGAGUCAUGACCUUCGGGGAGGGAGAAGGGGUCGGCGGUGGGGAUGGUUCAACAGGGGUCAAACUGAGCCAGUGUUUGUUCUGCCCUUUUCGUACGUCCUCGGCAGAGCUGAUGGCCAUGCACCUCCAGGUCAACCACACCAGCAAGUCCAGGCGCAAAAGAGCCCCUUCUGCCCCCCUGGAUGAUAAUGGAGCCCCAAAGGCCACCAAGCCCCGGACGGAUCGCUCAGAUCUCGACCCUGUGACGAUAUGGAGGCACGUCGCCGAAGCGGAUUCUCAGGCCCCCCUGAGGGAAUGGUCCUCAACGCAGGCCAAGACCCUGAACGGCCUCUCCCAAGAUACACAGGACCGUCUGAACGGCAUCCUCGACUACCCAGACGUGGCCUCCGUGUCCAAGACCGUCAGAGACGGUCUGGGACUCAAGGGAAGGAUGGAGGUGGAUGAGGAGGAGCAGGACGAGGAGUUGGAAGAGAAUUUGGAGAACAGCAGUCUGGAGGAUUCAGAGGACCACGAUCUGAGGAUGUCCCUUGCUCUUUCCCCGGCCCUGAGCUCUAACCACAUGGCGGGAGAGGAGGAAAGAGUGUUCACAGAUUAAAAGGCUUUGCUUUGGUAAACACCGUUCAAGUCGUAGGGUUGGAGUGGUUUUUUAACUACAUUGGACACGAAAUUGAAGAAACGGACAAAGGAUUCUCGACCGCGGAGGGUUUGAAAGAGGAGAGAAGAGAAACAUCACAGCUGUUCUUUGUGAGGUCAUCCACUAAAUAAACUUCCUGCACGCAAGAGCGGAUAUGCGUCUUUUCAGGAUUUCGCAGGCCACUUUUUCCUCAGUUUUCUUUUUUCGAGCUUCACUCCGAGAUGAUUUUUAGGGUGAUCUCCCAUGUAAUGAAUCAAAGGAACAGAUUCAAGGCAUUUGUCUCACACCAAUAAUGUUUAUUGCAGAGUACUACACUAACCAAGCUGAAGAUACUCCCCUGACAGACCACUGAACGGUUUGAAACCUCGAGCUCCUCCUCCACCCACACAAAUGUGGGGGACAGUUGAGUCGUUGUGGAGCCGUGAACCUCAGCUAAGCUAUCGGGUAUUAAUUUAAAAAGGCAUGAGGUAACUGCUGCAGGCCGCCUGCUUUCCCUCAACUAUGUACCACUGCCUUGUUUGUCUGAAAAGUGUUUCUACACCAUUGUCCUAAAGAAAAAAACAGAAAGAAGUGUUUGUAACAUUUGUUUUCUUCAGUUAGUGCCUGUUCAUGUGCGUUUUUUCUAGCCUCCGGUGCUCCGAGAGGUCAUUCAUUUUAUCUGAAUAUACAGUUUAAAACAAUUUAAGUACAGUAUAUUUGUUAAAAGUGGUUCUAGGGUGUUGUGAAUAGUUAAGUUGUAAAAGAAAUGCAGCGUCGUUCUCGACACGGGCGGCGGAUGUUCGUGGCUUGAAAAGGAAAAGAGGAAGAGCCGGCGACAUGGACAACGCGAUUUCAAAGAGGUCGAAGUUAAAAAUUCAGUGUUUACAAUGGCGCCGAAUGUGGGUCGCGUUGCCGAGGCAACGUAAAAAAAAAAGAAGAACAAACUCAGAGCGGGAGUCUGCCCGAGACCCCGGACACAAUCAGCCGACACGCCCUUUUUAAGGAGAGACACAAGGUAGAGAAGGAAAAAGACGGGACCAGGGGACCCAGCUGUACCCUGGGAGGCGUACGGCGUCUUUUCAGACGAGUAGAUUCCCCCUCUUCUUUUUUAACAAAGGAAAGAAAAGACAAUGGUAGGAGUAAUUAUUAAAAACACUAACAAAUGCAUAGACAUCCCAGUAGAAUAUGUGUAGCUUUUGUAAAGACGAGGAUAAAAAAAAAAAGCAGACUUUUGUUUAUUUUCAUUUCAAGAUGCUUACAGAAAAAGGUUAUCAAUAUAGGUAAUAUUGAUUAUAAUGUUUGUGAGCUAAGACUAGUUGGAAUGUCUAUUCAGAGCACUGUGCAAGGUUUCAGUUCCAAAAGUAGAUUUUUUUUCUUUCCACUUUAUCGAUAGACCAAACGUUUUUUCCAAUGGAAGUUGUCACUUUCUGUUGUCGUUUUUUCAAGCGUAAAGCUGUGGUUUCCGAUAGAUCUCCCCCAUCGAUCAGCCCGGUCCGUCGAUCGGUCGAUCGGCGCAUCAAAUACCCAACCACCGAACGGGUUGUUAAAGAAAGUUCCCUUUUGUGUAAAACCCCAACUGCUACGAACGAAAACAAUCAAACGGAGAAUUCGUGAGUUAACGUCCCCAUCGCGCUGGUGGAGGACCGCUCUUUUACCCACGUGGACUACUUAUCGAUGGGGCGUCCUACCACACCUUAAUGUGCAUUAAUGUGUUUUAAGUUCCGUCUUUAGAGCACCUUAUGAGUUCUGUAGUGAUAAGUCCCUCAGUGGUGUCUCCUUAACAACUACUGUCAAUGCCAUCGUGCCUUCUGUUUCAAGCACUUCCUGGUGUAUUUUGUAAAACUCACCAAAAGCACUUAGCCUACAUCACACUCGUUCUUGCUCUCGCUGCCCCCCCCCCUCCCCCCUCUCUCUCUAAUCAGGUCACUAGGCCUUAUCACCAUCUAGCAUGGCUAGACUCUUGAAAAAAUGGACUACCUAACCUUUAGCCAAGUACAAAUCACUGUAGACGUAGGGUUGGACUACUGUUGGUAUUUGAUACUAACCCUUUGUGAACCAAAGCCCGAGUCUAAGUUAAAUCAACAUUAUUAUAUUAAUCUCUUAAAGAAAAAGGGUGCCAAAACAUGUCCCAGGUGACACUAAAGUAAAAACAAAAUAAUUCACUUUCUUUCUUUCUUUUACCCCCCAUCCCCCCCCCUCUCUCUCUCUCGCUUGCUCUUCCUCCAUGUCGCUCUCUCUCGUCCGUAAACUGUCUCUAUCUCUAUAGCACCACUUGAAGGUGACGUGUACUAUCUGGUAUUGAGGCCUUUAUUAGAUUUUUAUUUCGGUUUGUGUGGUGUUUGUUCAAUGCCGUUGAGAUGGAAAAAUGCUCUUCUUAUGAUGAUAAUUAUUAUCGUUUUUGGCAUUAUGGUUAAAAAAAACUACAAAAAAAAUGACAAAAUGAAAAAAGAGAAAUGUGUUGUUGAAUGUUGUACAGAUAGCACUAGAGCUGUUGUGUUUUUUUAAUUUUGUUUUUUAAAGAGAGCAGAAACCCGAGCGAUGGCCCCUUCCACUCCUCCCACAGCCUGCCAAUCAAUCUACAUGACUAACGACAAAAACCUCCUCCCUGACGCCAACGUUCGGUUGAGCCUUCCACUCGUUAACUUUCCCGAACCUCACGCACACAGAACGAAUCCUCGCCAAAAGACUGAAGCGCAGUCGAUGCUUCUACUGAAAACAUCGGUCAACCGAGCAAAGCAAGUGGCUGACUUGUUAUUAAAACUCCUUCCCAAAUCAAA
Messenger RNA from Gasterosteus aculeatus aculeatus (three-spined stickleback), 6699 nucleotides. RefSeq names its product zinc finger protein 219 (gene znf219). Gene Ontology annotation, molecular function: RNA polymerase II cis-regulatory region sequence-specific DNA binding; DNA-binding transcription factor activity, RNA polymerase II-specific. Gene Ontology annotation, cellular component: nucleus. The record is from RefSeq and is a predicted model, not a curated record. Gene Ontology annotation, biological process: regulation of DNA-templated transcription. Lineage: Eukaryota; Metazoa; Chordata; Actinopteri; Perciformes; Gasterosteidae.